Molecule: messenger RNA, 1731 nt
Organism: Cuscuta campestris
Lineage: Eukaryota; Viridiplantae; Streptophyta; Magnoliopsida; Solanales; Convolvulaceae
Source: the annotation of a GenBank genome assembly
AUAAAGAUUUGGACAUGGUAUUGGGUGACAAGCCAGAAAAGAUAUCGGAUGCAGAUUGGGCAGGUUUGGAUCGAAAAGCAAUGUCCGUGAUCCGUCUCUUGUUGACUAAGAAUGUUGCGUUCAACAUUCUGAAGGAGAAGACAGCGGUGGGAAUUAUGGACGCACUAUCUAACAUGUACGAGAAGCCAUCUGUAGCGAAUAAAGUUUUUCUGAUUAGAGAGCUCGUGAACACAAAAAUGAAAGAAGGCACUUCUGUUACCGAGCAUAUCAAUAAGCUGAAUUCGAUCUUAACCAGACUUGCGUCAGUGGGCAUUAAGUUCGAUGAUGAAGUUCAAGCUUUGCUACUGCUAUCGUCUUUGCCUGAUAGUUGGUCUGGAACGGUUACAGCGGUUACCGGUUCAGUGGGACCUGAUGGAUUCACCUUUGAUCAGAUUCGAGAUCUCGUUCUUGGCGAGGACGUUAGAAGAAAGAGUUCUAGGGAGUCAUCUUGUGAAUUGUUACAUGUUGGCAGAGGCAGAAGAAAUAGCAGAGAUAAUGGGAGCAGGAACAGACGAAGGAGUCAGUCGAAGACUCGGGAUAGCUCAGGCGUAACGUGUUGGAAGUGCAAGGAGGUGGGGCAUUUCAGGAAUCAGUUCCCGAAAGAGGAUAAAGAAGUGAACAUUUCUAGAGGCUCCGCAAGUGACGAGGAGGUCACUUUGACUUGCUGUGAGGAAAGCAAUGUGGAUUCCUGGGUCAUGGAUUCUGGUGCUUCAUUUCAUGCUACCCACAGUGGUGAAGCAUUGCAGAAUCUAGUUAUUGGAGACUUUGGAAAGGUACGACUUGCAGACGAUAGAGCUCUUGAGGUGAUGGGCAUGGGUGACAUAGUGCUGAAGAUCCUAGUCGGUUUCUGGACUUUGAAGGAUGUCAGAGUUAUUCCAGCCUUGAAGAAAAGUUUGAUUUCUGUCAGGCAGUUGGACGAACAGGGACAUGAGGUGAAGUUCAUAGAUGGGCAGUGGAAGGUCGUGAAGGGAAUUCUUGUCAUGGCCCGUGGAAAGAAGAAAGGUUUGUUGUAUAUUCUCGAGUUACCAUCUGAGGGAGUGACCGUCCCAGUUCAGAAGAGAAACAAAGUCCGGUUCACAGAGUCUCAUGAGCAGAAUAAGGUUGUCUAUGCAAGAGAGAAACCUAGAGCCACAGGUCAGACUCAAGAUGAACGAGCGAGGAAAGGUUCAAGGAGGCCAGUCAGAGGAAUUUAUGGCAGUGGGAGCUCAAGAGGCGCUUCAGCCAAGUUUCCUAGAAGACAAUGGGUUAGGAGAACCAGUAUUCCAGCUGUUGGAACAUCUCCAGAAAAUUUCUUGAUUGGUAUGGAGAAUGUUUGUUCUCAGGAUGUUCCAGGAUCCCGCAGUAUGCGUCUGCAGUGGGAGCCGGUAGGGACCGAGGACGAGUCAGGGGCAGAUUUUGCCGUGACUGAUGUGUUGGAGCUUGGGAGAGCUUCAACGGGCCUUUCAGUUGUCUGAUGAGAGGGCCGCUACAACAGGAGAGUUGAGGAAGAUUACUCGAUGUACGGGCAAUCGUGGCGGAUGGCAGUUGAUGACUAUCAAGCCUCCAAGUGGGAGAAUGUUGGGUUUGUGGAGGCUUGGGCUUGACUUGUUGGCCUGGCCCAUGUAACGAAACCCUAGAGGCGCUCUUCCUAUAUAUAUUGCAUACUUGUACUUGUAAUCGGCACCACAAGUGAAAUAAGAAAUUCCUCCUGUU